Molecule: messenger RNA, 678 nt
Organism: Volvox carteri f. nagariensis
Lineage: Eukaryota; Viridiplantae; Chlorophyta; Chlorophyceae; Chlamydomonadales; Volvocaceae
Exons: 2
Coding region: 1-678 (225 amino acids)
Source: RefSeq, a predicted model, not a curated record
AUGAAGACGGCAGUUGUCCUGCAAAUUGUCGCUGGGCUGUUGCCCAUUAUCAUAAACUUAUUGCUAUUUUGCGCGCCAGACGGCACCGAGCUAGCAGACAGCGACGCUGCCUUAAUUACAGCGGCUGGUAGCGCCAUUGGGAGGAUGGCGGAGAUUAUAGACGCACACCCCUGCUCCUUCCGUGUCUAUCGGUCCCCAUGGCGGGUCGAACCCUGCCCAACGGACCUCUACCAGUUGUACGCGAUGCAGCACUGGCGUGAGGAGACGUUUCGAGCCAAUUUUCGCAUGGAGUGUUCUAACUUUGAGCGUCUGUGCGACGCGCUUCGGCCAAAGUUGGCCCGCCAAGACACCGACAUGCGACAGGCCAUCCCCGUGGAGCAGCAGGUCUGCAUGGCCUUGUACCACCUUGCGCAAGGUAGUAACUACCGUGUACUGGACAACACAUUUGCCAUCGCUCGCGAGUCCCUCACCCGGAUCAUCCGUCGUUUUGCCGACGCUGUGCUGGAGGCCUUCGCUGGCGAGUGUGGAUACCCCGAUCCCCAGCGCAAGCUGGAGAUCAUGGAGGAGUUUGCCGUUGACGGUAUGCCUGGGUGCGUGGGGGCUGACGCGGAUCCAGCAGCGGCGUGCCAUGCAGCAGAUGCGGAACGUGGGGGCGGUGAUGAUGAUGGCGGGCAAUGA